AUGAAGUUUGAGAAAGUGAGUAUAGUAAAGGACCUUGGUUACACCGGAUCAUCCAUUGAUCUGGCAUUGUCUGAAAACAGGAGGUAUCUUGUAUCUGUAGGUGUUUAUAAGCCUUCUGUCAAGAUCUAUGAUCUGGAGAAUGUGGCUCUAAAGGUGGAAAGACACUUAGAGUCUGACCCAAUAAAAGUGUUACCUCUUGCGGAGGAUUCCUCAAAGAUCUGCAUUAUUCGGAAUGACAGGACUAUGGAGUUUCAUGCCAGAUACGGAUAUCAUGAAGGAGUCAAAACACCUACACUAUGCUUUGAUGGCUGCCUCAACAAGUUCAGAGCCGAAGUCAUGAGUGGAGGAAAAGGACCAAGCAUCUAUAGAUUCAAUUUGGAUCAAGGGAGAUUUCUAAGAAGUUACGUUGUAACUAUGGAUGAGGUGUGCUCGAUUAGGAUGAGCGAAUGCAAUGGGCUGAUUGGGGUUGGAGGAGGCAAAAUGGUGCAGUUUAUUGAUCAAAGAUGUAGGGAGAUAGUUAAAACUGUUGAAUACAAUGAAUCCCCAUCAAGCGUAGACUUCUCUGAUAACGGAAUAGAUUUUGGGGUUGGGACAAGUGAAGGGAUUGUCUAUUUCCAUGAUUUGAGAGCCAGGAGGGCAUUACUCACCAUCAAACACGAUAAGAAAGUCAAGAAAAUUCUAUUUAAUGGAAAAAUACUAGUCAGUAUGGACAAGCAUGGAUUAAAGUAUUGCAACAAGUCCGGGAUUGUUGGGGAAUAUCCUAGAGAUGUUGAAGUGAAUUGCUUUACAUGCAAUGGAGGAGUUACUUUUAUAGGAUUUGAUAAUGGAGAAAUAGAUGAAGUAAUAUCUGAGGACCUUGGGGAGGUUCCGCAGCAGUACAAAGUACUUUGA
This is a messenger RNA of Encephalitozoon romaleae SJ-2008, 891 nucleotides long. Its product is annotated as WD40 domain-containing protein. Gene Ontology annotation, biological process: maturation of SSU-rRNA from tricistronic rRNA transcript (SSU-rRNA, 5.8S rRNA, LSU-rRNA). Lineage: Eukaryota; Fungi; Microsporidia; Unikaryonidae. Gene Ontology annotation, cellular component: small-subunit processome; nucleolus; 90S preribosome. The coding region runs from base 1 to 891 and encodes 296 amino acids. Gene Ontology annotation, molecular function: protein binding. The transcript has a single exon. The record is from RefSeq and is a predicted model, not a curated record.